ACUAGGCCACUACAAAUCCCUCCCUUUGGGUCCGGCGAUUCUUGUGUUUUCCGGUGGUUUUCGUUUUGAAAUCUUAGAAAUUCUUGAUAUUCCGGCAGACUAAAUGGGUAGCCUUCCGUUGCUAGAUGGCGUCUCGGGGGAUCCGUUUUUGCAAUUAUGCGUCGACGGGAGCUUUUCGCCGGCGGAGGCAGGCCGGGGAGUGCGGACAUCGGAAGGGGGAAACGGCGGCGAGGAUGGGAUUGAGCUCAGCCUGGGGCUUUCACUGAACGGGAAAUUCGGGCUCGACCCGAACAAAGCCCAGAACAUGAAACGCGCUUGUUCUGUGUCUAAUUUGCCCGAAGACGGGGUGGCGCGUGCAAUCUCAACCCACGCGCCGUUAACCCGAGCGUGCUCCUCCCCAGCGGAGGCGGAGACAGAGGAGUGGAGGAAGAAGAAGAAGGACGCUCAGAUGCAUAAGCGUCUGGAAGCGAAGAGGAAACGGAUGGAGAAAAUUAACAGCACGAGGAAUGUCAGGGGGAAGUUGGACAAGGAAGAAGAAGAUGGGAAUCCAUUAUUGCCUUCACAUUCACCUGGUUCUUCACUCUCUCAAGGGAGUGGUUCUUCUGGAAUCUCUGAUUUUGAAAGCCAACCUUUACCAGUUUCUGGCAAAAACAUGGAAGCAAGAAGCCCGAGUGUGCAGUCGGAGGAGGAGCCCAUUCCACCAGUCACAGUUCCAGAACCUGCAGUCAAGAAGGAUUCUAGUCUUCAAGAUUCCUCCCCGAAGGACAACAAUGGAGUCCUCAGAAACCUAAUGAUGAACAUGCCCUGCGUUUCUACGAAAGGCGAGGGGCCCAACGGGAGGAAGAUCGAAGGGUUCUUGUACAGAUACAAGAAAGGGGAGGAAGUGAGGAUAGUGUGCGUUUGCCACGGCAGCUUUCUCACGCCGGCGGAGUUUGUGAAGCACGCCGGAGGCGGUGACGUGUCACACCCUCUGAAACACAUCAUCGUCACCCCUUCUUGUUUCUUCUGACUCCUGACGCCGACGAGCAACGGCUUUUGUACUGCUUUCCAGACUCCGAAAUCGGAGUAUGAUUCUUAUCAAGGAAUUAGGGUUUAAGACUAAUGUUUGGAUUCUGUGUUUUUUUCUUUUCUUGUAUGUGAACGACGGAGCUGGCAAUGGCUCUCAGUUAUCUCAGUAGAUUUUGAUUUUGAUUGACAGUUUUCCAGAGUUAGUUUCUUUAUGCAUUACCAAUUGUACAGAAUUCAGAUAUUUGGCAUGUAAUUGGAAAAAAAGAAUGACUCUUUUU
Molecule: messenger RNA, 1286 nt
Organism: Cuscuta campestris
Lineage: Eukaryota; Viridiplantae; Streptophyta; Magnoliopsida; Solanales; Convolvulaceae
Source: the annotation of a GenBank genome assembly